Messenger RNA from Musa acuminata subsp. malaccensis (wild Malaysian banana), 1138 nucleotides. Lineage: Eukaryota; Viridiplantae; Streptophyta; Magnoliopsida; Zingiberales; Musaceae. The record is from RefSeq and is a predicted model, not a curated record.
GUCGUCUCUCGCACUAACCGAGCAAGACGAUGAUUCACGUGCCCUCCCUCACGCCGCGUGCCGGCACUCGCAUGUGAGCCGAGUCGGUGGCGGGUCUCCUUGCGGCGAGAUCGCGAUCCGUGUCCACACCAACUUGAGCGAAGGAGCUGGUUAGUUGAAUAGAUUCCGUAUGAAUCCACGAUGAAUUUGACCGAGCAUGCACUGCAUAUGUAUCCGCGACGUUGCUUUGUCACGCUGACGACCUCAUCAUCAUGUUAGUACUUUUCCGCGUUGAGCGAUGUACUCUUGCCGCCCAUCUGCUUCUCAUCUAUCACAGCAUCAAUGUAGAUUAUUACUGUUAUGAAGUAAUGUACGGAACAGAGAUAGAGAAGAGACCACAACAUCUAAUCUAACCUGUACGAUUAUGGAGAGACCACGGUGAAUGUGGACUGUCUGUCCCAUGAGCCAACCUAGCGGCCACGGCAAAUCUUGUUAGGAACGCGCACGCUAUGGAUCAUUCUCACUACUGUGAGACAUGUGACGUAGGGCCGCCGUGUUCGUCAUAUUCUCCGUCACCGUCACAGAACAGCCUACGCUGUCUCCGAUUCCUCUCAAGGAUACAGAUAGAUUUGAGCUGGCCUUUCUUGCUUAUAUAAGCGGAAACCCGCUCGAUCAUGGCAGAAAGAGAUGGCCGAGGUGACGACGGCCAACCCAGCGUCGAGAAGAGCUGGGGUGCUCAUGAACGAGAAGGCUCGGCCGGGGAGCGUCGUCGGGCGAGACGACGAGAGCGGCGCUGUCCGGGUCAAGAUCGUGAUGACCAAGAAACAGCUGAGGCAGAUGGUGGCGGCGAUGCAGCAGGGUCGGAGCUACACUGCCAGCCAUCCGCCGUCGGCGUCGUCGAGCUUGGAGCAGCUGCUGCUGCGUUCCCUCCGGAGCAGGCACAUGAAGAGAGCCGAGGCGGGUCAGUGUCGGAGCCGGUGGCGGCCGGAGCUGCAGAGUAUACCGGAAUAGGCUUGGCCUAAACCGCCCAUCAUCUCUUCUUACGCAUAUGACAGUGGCUGUAAAGCUGCUGCUACGACUGCUUCCAUGCCUAGUGGUUUCUUGUGUUGUGUGGGAAUUGUAUUCCGAAUUGCAAGUUCUCAAAACAGGUUCAAAAGCA